GCGACACCGGUACGGCUACACUAUUCGUGCAUACAUUCAGCCUACGGUACGAGUACUCGUACCGUACAUGUAUGUUACCGUAUGGGAUCAUAGCGGUCCAUCCAAGGCUUCAGCUCUGGACAGAGUCGCCUGUACCACCAUCAAUCCCCUAACAUUCUCCCGAACCUCGCCUUGCAACGAAGGGUUGACCACCACCACCACCACCACCACCACCACCACCUCAAAAACCUUUCAGAAUACCCGCACCAUACACACACCCACACACGCACGCACAAUGCCAUCGAAAAAGAAUGUUUCCUCUUCCGCUCAAACUGCCCCAGCAGCAUCGACCCCCUCAGCAACACCCACCCCAAAAUCCCACAACUCCCCUCCCUCAGACCCGCUCUCGAUCCUCAAAGACAUCCUCAACAACUACUCCAAGAGCACCCCCCAGCGCACGAAGCUGAUUGACGCGUUCCUGGGAUUCCUGGUGAUCACGGGUGUGCUGCAGUUUGCCUAUUGCGUUGUCGCUGGGAAUUACGUAUGUCUUCCAUUCCAUCCAUUGAUCAAUGCGACGACGGCUGACGAGUUUCCCUCUUUCUCGCGAUGGUUGUAGCCGUUCAAUGCUUUCCUGGCGGGAUUCUCCGCCACUGUGGGACAGUUUGUACUAACUGGUUUGUUUCAUGUCCCCUCGUUUCGCGCUUUUUUGCUCCUCCCUUUCCCAUGGCUGAUGGGUGAUAUCGUAGCUUCCCUGCGCAUACAAUCUAAUCCCGCCAACAAGCCCGAGUUUGCAAGUGUUUCCCCCGAACGGGCGUUUGCGGAUUUUGUCUUUUGCAGUGUCAUCCUGCACCUUUUUUGUACCAACUUUAUUAAUUGAGGUGGUCGAUCGCCUGUGGAUUGGUGGGGGGGGGGGUGGCUUGUAUUGUAUUGUAUUCAUGCUGCCAAGUGAUCGCCAUGAAUAAGAUGUUGCGGGUAUCGUGGUGGUUUCUGUCGGCUAUUUUUGAGGUGCCCGUGAUUACUACCGGUGUGAUGAUCAUAGCUAUAGGAGAAUCCUCCAGAAAGGGAGAAGGGGAAGAAACCCAUUCCGAGCACAUUGGUGUCCACAAACAAACAAUUCACACAAACCGAUCAAGAGUAACUCUUCAAUACGAAUUUCCCGCGCUUUCAAGCGUGAGAUGGUUUCAGCAGUGCUACCGGUAUGCUAUGUACCGGUAUGAUACUAUGGUGUGGUAUGUAUACGCGCACACACAAUCAAUGCCACAAAUGCCCCUCCGACACUCGGCCUCCCAAGCC
Messenger RNA from Tuber aestivum (summer truffle), 1272 nucleotides. The record is from the annotation of a GenBank genome assembly. NCBI's taxonomy places the organism in Eukaryota, Fungi, Ascomycota, Pezizomycetes, Pezizales, Tuberaceae.